Episyrphus balteatus (marmalade hoverfly) is the source of this 1736-nucleotide messenger RNA. It is a transcript of the gene alphaTub67C, whose product is annotated as tubulin alpha-8 chain. Lineage: Eukaryota; Metazoa; Arthropoda; Insecta; Diptera; Syrphidae. The transcript is spliced from 2 exons. Gene Ontology annotation, cellular component: cytoplasm; microtubule. The record is from RefSeq and is a predicted model, not a curated record. Gene Ontology annotation, biological process: microtubule cytoskeleton organization; mitotic cell cycle. Gene Ontology annotation, molecular function: structural constituent of cytoskeleton; GTP binding. Bases 309 to 1661 code for a protein of 450 amino acids.
UCCCAGUCUAGUUCAAGAAAGGGCAGUGCUUUUAAAUGUGCAUUUUGGUUUUAGUGUUUAAUUUUUUUUUUUUUUAAUUUAGAUAAAGAAAUAAUUUUGUAUUAAAAUUUAUUUUUUAAAAAUUAAUUGUCGUCUUAUGCAGCAAUCGCAAAUAAUAUAUUAAUAUAAGCUGCUAUCAACGUAAAUCAGUUUUCUACCUUUGGUGAUAAUUUAAACCACCUGCUUGCACAGUUAAUCGCAUCGCAGCCAUUAUCUUAAUUCCCUGAUCUUUCUUUUCUUGAAUUCAAUUUAAAAAAAAGCGCCAAAAAAUGCGUGAAGUCAUUUCUCUACAAAUUGGUCAAGCUGGUGUUCAAAUUGGUAAUUCAUGCUGGGAGUUAUAUUUAUUAGAACACGGAAUUAACCCCGAUGGAUCAAACAAUAAAACAGAAGCUAACACAGACGACAGCCAUCACACAUUCUUUUCCCUAACCGAUUCGGGUCGUUAUGUCCCACGUACGAUAUUCAUCGACUUGGAGCCAUCUGUAAUCGAUGACAUCAAAACUGGCCCAUGUCGAAGUCUUUACCAUCCACAACAGCUUAUAACUGGCAAAGAAGAUGCAGCCAACAAUUACGCCAGAGGUCACUACACCAUUGGCAAGGAAAUUAUCGAUCCUGUAAUGAAUCGAAUUCAAAAAUUAGCCGAGCAAUGUGAAGGGUUACAGGGUUUCUUAAUAUUCCACAGCAUGGGAGGUGGAACUGGCUCGGGAUUCACCUCAUUGCUAAUGGAACGGAUAGCUUGUGAAUAUGCUAAGCUUUGCAAACUUCAGUUUGCCGUCUAUCCAUCGCCAAAAGUAUCAACUGCCGUUGUUGAGCCUUACAAUUCUGUUUUAACCACCCACUCAACACUGGUACAUUCGGACUGUGUGUUUAUGGUAGACAAUGAGGCAAUAUAUGAAAUCUGUCAGAAAAACCUUUCAGUUGAUCGUCCGAAUUACACAAGUCUGAAUAGACUGAUAGCGCAGGUCGUUUCAUCUACCACUGCUUCAUUGAGAUUCCAGGGUUCAAUGAAUGUGGAUUUGAAUGAAUUCCAAACGAAUCUUGUACCAUAUCCGAGAAUUCAUUUCCCCUUGGUCGCUUAUGCUCCUCUGAUGUCGGCCGAAAAAGCUAUUCAUGAACAAUUUUCGAUUUCUUCGAUAACUAAUAGUUGUUUUAGUCCGGGCAAUAUGAUGGUUAAAUGCGAUCCACGACGUGGAAAGUACAUGUCCUGCUGUAUGUUGUAUCGUGGUGAUGUCGUUCCUAAGGAUAUUAAUGCGGGAGUGUCUGCAAUUAAAUCAAACAGAAAUAUCACCUUUGUCGAUUGGUGUCCAACUGGAUUCAAAAUCGGUAUCAAUUAUCAAGCUCCAACUGUGGUGCCUGGAUCGGAAUUGGCUAAGACUUCAAGAGCUGUUUGCAUGUUAUCGAAUACGACUGCCAUUGCAGAGGCUUUUACUCGACUUAAUUAUAAGUAUGAUCUGAUGUACCAAAAGCGAGCAUUUGUGCAUUGGUAUGUGGGUGAGGGUAUGGAAGAGGGUGAAUUUUGUGAGGCUCGUGAAAAUUUGGCCUGUUUGGAAAGAGACUUUGAGGAGGUUUCAGCGGACACGAAUGAUGGUGAUGGCGCCGACGAUGAUGAAUAUGAAUAUUGAUUGAAAUGAUAUAUUAUUUCUUUAUUUUUAACAUACUCCGUGUAAUUAAUUUAUAAUAAAAUAUUAAUAAAAAAA